ACAGAACCGUGGAUUGAAUUCCUAUGAUUCAAUCCCAACUGAAGACACAAAAACAAACAAAAAAGAGGGAAGAAAAAAAAAAACAAAAGAAAAGGAAGUUCAAAACAAUAAAUAAUAAUAAAAAAGAAUCUUGCACAAAAACAAUGAAAAAAGAAGAUAGUGAUUAUUGUUUCCAACUAAUUAGCCUUUUGUUACACCAUUGUUUCUUAGAAAAUCUAAACACAAGAAUCCCUUCUACAAAACCACAUAGGGAUCAAAAGGAAUUGAGAGGGUAAUUAUCAUUUCAUUUUCUUUAAGGUUUCCUCCUUUAUGGGUUUGUAGCAAAAAAAAAAAAAUAUGUAAUUUCUUUUUAUACGCAUAUAUAUUUUAUCCGUAGUCUGGUUACUAAAAUUUUCUGAAUCCGUCGCUAAAAAAAAGGUAAUGGUGAAUAGUAGAAAAAUGUGUUCAUUCAAAGUGGAUACCUUUAAGCGAAUGAGCAAAGAGUUUAAUGAUAUUGUGAAGACAUGGGAAGCAACAGUUCGAAAAACUACGAGUUCAAAAAAGAAGAGAGGGAACAUUAUUUUUGGACCGAAAAGCGUGGCCCAUGCAGACGAUGAGGACCACCACCACCACCAUGACGAUGACAACAACGACGACGAUAGUGAUCAUAUUAGUUCUACAUCGUCAGAGGUUUGCCAUGUUGACAAGAUCCUCCCCAAUGGUGACAUGUAUACCGGCGAUCGGCUCGACCAGCUCCCCCAUGGCUAUGGCAAAUACUUAUGGACAGAUGGGUGCAUGUAUGUUGGUGAAUGGUGCAAAGGUAACAUCAUGGGACAAGGGAGGUUUAGUUGGCCUAAUGGCGCCAGAUACGACGGCGAUUUCAAGUGCAGUUUCAUGGAUGGAGAAGGUACUUAUGUAGCUUCAAAUGGAGAUACCUAUAAGGGUUCUUGGGUGAUGGAUUUCCGGCAUGGGAAUGGAAGCGAGAGCUAUUCCAACGGGGAUUCUUACGACGGCGAAUGGAAGAAGGGACUGAAACAUGGUUAUGGAAAGUACCAUUGGAAAAAUGGGAACUUUUAUGAUGGGCAAUGGAAGAAUGGAUUGUUUAGUGAAGAAGGAACAAUGACAUUCAACAACGGCGAUAGUUAUGAAGGGUGUUGGGAAGAUGGUUUCCCUAAAGGGAACGGUACGUAUAGAUUCGCGGGCGACGGCGGAAUCUACGUCGGAAUAUGGAGCAAGGAUCCUAAGGAACAAAGUGGGACUUAUCAUCCAAAUGAUGAUGGACCAAAGAUUGAAUUGGAUCCACGUGAAAUGUUAUAUGAAGCAUUAUCAAGUAGUAAGUGUGAGAUUCGUGUUUGUGAAGAGGUUUCAAUUUACCCUUCACAAAAAGCAUUGAAUUUGGGUGGGUUUGAAGAAGAAUAUAAAUGUAAUAAUAAUAAGGGUUUGAGGCCAAGGUGGAUGUCAAUGGAUGCAAGGUUUGAUAAUUGUAGCUUUGAAGAAUGUGAUGAUGGUGGUAGAAAAUCAGAGUUUGGAUUUGAUGCUUUAAGUGAUCACUCUUCUCUUCCUAGUUGGCGUAAAUCAUCAUCACCUUUGUUGAGAAUUAAUGCAACUACAAGACAAGGUGAAACCAUAUCCAAAGGUCACAAAAACUAUGAACUCAUGUUGAACCUUCAGUUAGGUAUCAGGCAUUCUGUUGGAAAACAUGCUCCAAGUGCAUCACUUGAUUUGAAGUCUUCUGCAUUUGAUCCCAAAGAAAAAGUAUGGACUAAAUUUCCACCAAAAGGAUCUAAGCACACACCACCUCAUUCAUCUUGUGAAUUUAGAUGGAAAGAUUAUUGUCCUGUAGUUUUCAGGGCUUUGAGAAAAUUGUUCAGAGUUGAUCCUGCUGAUUACAUGAUAUCAAUUUGUGGGAAUGAUGCUCUUAGGGAGCUCUCUUCUCCCGGAAAAAGUGGAAGUUUCUUUUACUUAACUAAUGAUGAUCGCUAUAUGAUCAAGACAAUGAAAAAAGCAGAAGUAAAAGUUUUUCUUAGAAUGCUACCGGCUUAUUAUAAACAUGUGAGGGGUUUUGAGAACACUCUAAUCACAAAGUUUUAUGGGCUUCAUUGUGUUAAACUAACUGGAACAGGACAUAAGAAGGUUCGAUUUGUCAUAAUGGGAAACCUAUUUUGUUCUGAUUAUGCCAUUCAUCGCCGAUUUGACUUAAAAGGUUCAACCUUUGGCCGUACAACUGAUAAAUCUGAGCAAGAAAUUGACCCAACAACAAUUCUUAAGGAUCUUGACCUCAAUUUUAUAUUUCGCCUACAAAAAUCUUACUUCCAAGAAUUUUGCAGGCAAGUGGAUAAGGAUUGUGAGUUCUUAGAACAAGAAAGAAUCAUGGAUUAUAGUAUGCUGGUUGGUCUUCACUUUAGGGAAACAACAAGUGAUGGCAGUGUCACACCUUCAUCAAGAGCUCUCACCCCAACUCCUCACUUUGACAAUGAUGCCCUUCGCCUAUCUGCUCUUCACAAUGAUAAUCUAAAUGAAGAUCCUAACCGGCCGAUUCAUCUUGGUAUAAAUAUGUCGGCACGAGCCGAAACGACGGCGCGAAGAAGCAGCACAGAUUCCCUUGAGUUGGUGGGAGAACCAACCGGGGAGUUUUAUGAGAUUGUCAUCUUCUUUGGUAUCAUAGAUAUAUUACAAGAAUAUGACAUUAAUAAAAGGCUUGAACAUGCAUAUAAAUCAUUUCAAUAUGAUCCAACUUCAAUAUCUGCGGUUGAUCCAAACUUAUACUCCAAACGCUUUCGUGAUUUCAUUUUCAGAAUUUUUGUGGAAGAUACAUUGUAAUUAAGAGUGUAAUUUUGAUGCAAAAACAUUCAUCUUAUUAGUGAGUGAUUCACACAUAUGUAUUUUCUUAGGUUUUUUACGAUCAGGGAUUAAUCUGUCACGAAUUUGAGCUCCGUUUAAGGGUUUGUCGUUUGCCUAAGCACUAUACAUGUAUUUUCUUAAAUUUGUUCAUUUUUGUAGUCACAAAAGAUGUAUGUUGUAUAGGGUAGACCAAUAAUGUUGUGAUGCCUUUUCUUCUUUUUUUUUUGGUCAGGGUGUUGUGAUGCCUUUCCAAUUGUAAAUAGUAUGACAACAAAAAGGCCCAAAAAGAUAGUAAAAAAAAAUAGAAAUAUUUUUAAGGCCUUUUGGGAA
Messenger RNA from Arachis ipaensis, 3150 nucleotides. Its product is annotated as phosphatidylinositol 4-phosphate 5-kinase 4-like. Gene Ontology annotation, molecular function: ATP binding; 1-phosphatidylinositol-4-phosphate 5-kinase activity. Lineage: Eukaryota; Viridiplantae; Streptophyta; Magnoliopsida; Fabales; Fabaceae. Gene Ontology annotation, biological process: phosphatidylinositol phosphate biosynthetic process. The record is from RefSeq and is a predicted model, not a curated record. Gene Ontology annotation, cellular component: plasma membrane.